Molecule: messenger RNA, 1395 nt
Organism: Helianthus annuus (common sunflower)
Lineage: Eukaryota; Viridiplantae; Streptophyta; Magnoliopsida; Asterales; Asteraceae
Exons: 2
Coding region: 1-1395 (464 amino acids)
Source: RefSeq, a predicted model, not a curated record
AUGGAGGCUCCCGGCAAAGUGCAGUCGAGGCUAAGCCCAUCAAGUACCGCACAGCCCGAGGAGUCUCAAGGUGAGAAGAAAGUAGAGAAACCACCCGUAGAUGUUAGACCUUCACCUCUCAUAGACCAUUCGCGUGUCCCGUUUCCUACCCGUCUUAGGAACCAAAAGUACUCAAGGGAAUACGGGCAAUUCUUAGAUAUCUUCAAGCAAUUGAAGAUCAAUCUUCCUUUCAUUGAGACACUUCAAUCGAUGCCUAAGUAUGCGAAAUUCUUAAAAGACCUUCUUAGGAAUAAAGAGAAGUUAGGGGAGUUGUCUAAUGUCCCGUUGAAUGGAGGAUGUUCCGCCGUUGUUUUAAAUAAGCUUCCCGGAAAGCUUACCGAUCCCGGUAUUUUCACUAUUCCUUGUCUAUUCGGUAAUAAUACCAACACUAGAGCCUUAGCCGACUUAGGUGCUAGCAUCAAUUUGAUGCCCUUUUCUCUCUACGAGAAGCUAGACCUAGGAGAGCUUUCACCUACCCGAAUGACAUUGUCCUUAGCAGAUCGGUCCGUGAAAUACCCUAGGGGCAUAGUUGAAAAUUUGAUAGUUAAGGUAGACAAGUUCGUUUUUCCCGCCGAUUUCGUAAUUCUUGAUAUGGAAGCGGAUGAGAGAGUUCCUAUUAUACUUGGUCGUCCAUUCUUGCGUAUCACUAAAGCACUCAUAGACGUUUAUGAUGGUAAGAUCACCCUUAGGGUCGGUGAGGAGAGAGUUACCUUUGAGAUAGAGCAUUCCAUGAACCACCCGAGUGGUUCAGAUGACUAUAGUGAGUAUAUUAGUGGUGCAGACCUAGUGGUAGGAGAGAAGGUAGAAGAGGAGUCGAAGUUGGUAGAGGAAGUUGAAGUUGAGGGAAUUCCUUUAAUUCCCGAAGUGUUAUCCGUUAGUGAGGACACCACCCAACCCCCACCCUUAGAGCUUAAGGUACUUCCAUCGCAUUUAGAGUAUGCUUUCUUAGGGGAGGGUUCCGAGCUACCCGUCAUUAUCUCGUCAAAGUUGGGAACGGAAGAGAAGUUGAGAUUGUUGGAGGUGUUGAAGGCCAACAAGGAGACCAUUGCGUGGAGGUUGUCCGACAUCAAGGGCAUAAGCCCUUCUUAUUGCACCCACCGGAUACUCAUGAAGGAUGAUUAUAAACCGGUGGUACAACCUCAAAGGCGCCUCAACCCUAACAUGCAAGAUGUUGUGAAGAAGGAGGUUCUUAAACUCCUAGAUGCCGGGAUGAUAUAUCCCAUUUCCGAUUCACCUUGGGUGAGUCCUACUCAGGUUUUCACUAAGAAGGGAUGGAUGACCGUUGUUAUGAAUUCUAAGAAUGAGUUUAUCCCUUCUCGUACGGUCACGGAUUGGCUCAUGUGCAUCGACUGCUGA